UCUUUCGCUAUAUGACGUUUUAUUUACAUAUAAUUUUCAAAAUAUAAUAUUUACAUACAUUAAGGGGAAGCUCGUUAAACAUAAUUUGCAAUAUGCUUAAUUCGAAUUCAAAUUACAGUGAUGUAUCAAAUAUGAGAUUUUACAAAUGCGGUUUUUAUUUGUACAUAUUUUCGAGCAUCAUAAAUCAUGGCCGAUGACGAACAGGAUGUGGCUCGAACAGAAACUGCAACUAGAAUGCUGACCGCUGAAUAUAAAGAUGGUCAGUUGGAGAUAGUUGAAAUGACUCCGUAUCAAAAGGGGCAUAAAGUGGAAGGCAUUAGUCAUGUGAUAGCGGAGGGAUCAGAGAGCAGUAACGAAGGCCUGAAAUAUAUGCAGGUGCUGGACGCAGACAAGAAUGUUGUAGUUGAUUUACUUAAUUUAACAUUGGUUAGAUGUGAAGAUGGGCAGGAGGCUUACCGACUAGUGAGCAAUGACACGGAGAGUGGUGAUGAUACAACCGUCACCUGUGUUCUUUCAAAUGAUGAUUGUGAAGAACAAGAGAAUCAAGAAUCAUACGUGGUACUGGAAGGAGAACAAGGACCGGUGGUUUUCUUGCAGUCCUCGUUGCCGCAGACCAAUCAGACAAUCAAAGUAGAGACAAAGGAGCAAGAAUUAAAACUGACACCCGCAGAGAUACUAGAAAGAGCAAAGGCACUGCAAAAAGCUAAAGCCCUUAUGUCUGUGCAAUCAACCAAAGAUCGCAGUCGAAAACGUAAAAACGAACUGCCCCCCCCACACGAGCUGCUGGCUUCGCCGCAGUUCAAACUGUUCCUGUACUCUUGCAAGCUCUGCAGUUUCAAAUGCAACGCUAUCAAAGAACUUACAGCUCAUAAGGCGGCGGAGCACAGCGGCAGCACCAGCAAGUGGCGCGGGGGGGGGCGCGCCGCCGCCAGCUCGCUGCAGUGCGCGCGCUGCCCCUACCGCGGCGCCACGCACACGCAGUUGAUGAAGCACGUCAAAGAAAAGCACCUCGAAAGCGUCACGACGAUGGAGGGCCGCGGCGCAGGUCGGCUGCUGCUGGAGAGCGACGAGGUGCGCGCGGCGGACGUGCUCGUGUGCGGCGCGUGCGGGUUCGAGUCCGCCGCGCGCGACGCGUUCCGCCGGCACAUCGAGCGCGAGCACGGCGUCACGCCCUGCUAGAC
Vanessa tameamea is the source of this 1181-nucleotide messenger RNA. RefSeq lists its product as uncharacterized. The transcript has 11 exons. The record is from RefSeq and is a predicted model, not a curated record. Lineage: Eukaryota; Metazoa; Arthropoda; Insecta; Lepidoptera; Nymphalidae. The coding region runs from base 187 to 1179 and encodes 330 amino acids.